UACGGAGGGGAGACUCCAUUUUAUGAGGCAACUUCAUGGGAAUAUAGUUUUUAUGCUCCUCACGAUAUUAGAAGGUUAAUUAAACUUUCGGGAGGUCACAAGGAAUUUGAGAAACGACUUGAUGAAACAUUCAACGUUCGUGACUAUAACGGCCGAAAAUAUCUCAAUAAUUACUUUAAUAUUGGGAAUGAGCCAGGUUUCUUGACCCCAUGUUUAUAUCAUUACGUUGGGAGGCAAUGGAAAAGCGUUAAUGUGAUCAGAGAUAUAAUGAAAACUAUGUUCGGAAGUGGUAGAGAUGGAAUUCCUGGUAACGAUGAUUCGGGAGCGAUGGCAUCCUGGUACAUUUUUCAUGCGAUCGGAAUCUUUCCAAAUGCCGGUCAAGAUAUCUACUUUAUAAACUCUCCUCACUUUGACAAAACUACAAUCAAUCUCUCCCUACCCGGCUCACCCAAUUCAAAUCUUACAAUACUUGCAUACAAUCUUUCCUCGGAAAAUAUUUAUGUUCAAACCGCAAAACUAAAUGGUGAAGUUUGGGAAAAAACAUGGUUCAGACAUUCGGACAUUGGUGAUGGUGGAACGUUAGAAUUGUGGAUGGGCAAGAAUGUGAGCGAUAAUUGGGGAGUUGAUAAGGAAUCGUUGUAUCCGCCAAGCCUAAGUGACGAAAUUAUUGAAGGAAGACCC
Molecule: messenger RNA, 681 nt
Organism: Acaulospora colombiana
Lineage: Eukaryota; Fungi; Glomeromycota; Glomeromycetes; Diversisporales; Acaulosporaceae
Source: the annotation of a GenBank genome assembly